This is a messenger RNA of Symbiodinium natans, 1380 nucleotides long. The record is from the annotation of a GenBank genome assembly. NCBI's taxonomy places the organism in Eukaryota, Dinophyceae, Suessiales, Symbiodiniaceae.
AUGGCGUCGAUCAUUGCAGGAACGUGGUCCUGGAUUUCAUCCUCGGCCGAGGUCAUCUCAAAGGCUCGCGGGAUGACGGUCGGAAUCCACCGUCUGUUGCAACCAGAUUUCGUCGACCUCAGCGAUGCUGACCGUCGAAGGCUGGUGGGCUUGCAGCGAAGAGUCCAUGCCAUGGUCCAGCCCCUCAAUUUCUUAUUGCUGUGGUCAAAGUACCGUGACUACCGAGUACAGCAGGUGGUUCUUGGUGCUCAAGAACUGCUUUUUGACAUCUAUUCCUUUAUUGAGUGCUUCGUUCCGGACGAGAGCCCCAGGGGCAGUCAGGCCACUGGAACAAAGCGUCGGUGCAGCAGCAGCCUCACAAAGUCCGAGCAGCUGGACCUGUUUCUUCGUGAGCUGGACUUCACCUGCAUGUCCGUGAACAUGGCAAUUUGCAUGGAGGCUGGAAAGUCAGCCCCUCCUUCAGCAAGGCUGCUGAGGCAAGAUCUCUCUUUGCUUGCUUUGCUUCGAGCCCACAGGCGCAUAAAGGAGAUGCACGGUCGCAGUGGCCAUUUGUGCACUCUCACAGGCUGCCUCUACCAGGAUGCCGGCAGCCCUGACUUGGCCAUGACAGAUGGCGUUGCUUGUGCUGAAGAAUGGCACAGCCAGUGGACGCCGGCACUCUCGCUUGCAACUUUCAAGGUGGUCGCAGUGCUUGGUUCGGACAGAAGGUACCAUCUUGAGGUGGAGAGUCGCCUGCCAUUGAGUCAAGGUGAUUUGCCAUCGCCUUCUCCUGCCGACGAGGAAACAGCUUUGGCAGUCGGUUUGAACUCCUUCACCCGGAUGGAGUUCCCGAUACACAUUGCCUGCCGCGCCACCCUACUCACGACCGGUCAUCUGCGACUGGCUACAGGUUCUGCAUCACCUGGUCCACAAGACAUGGCAGUCGACUCGUUGGCUCUGGUUUGGGACGGAGAUGUGCAGAACGACGAGUGGGAAGGGCGAGACAGCAGACGACAGGCCCCCUUCAAGGGGCGACGGUUCGCGUUCGUGUUUGACGGACGGAACUCUGGCUGCGAGGGUGACACUUCCGGCCUUGUGCCAGAGCUUGCCCUUACUCCUCUGGAUGCCAUCUACCUGGCACGUCUUUGCGCGGACUGCGUUGAGUUUGCAGCGAUGUCUGAGAGCAACGAUCUGAACAAUGGACUUGGAGAUUGCGGGACAAAGAAAUGUGUGACAGCCAUUCGAGAUCGUCAAGUCUUCAUGAUGGGGGCUCGUACUGCAAAGUCAGCAGCAGGUUCAUGCACCCAACUCCAGCAGCAUUGCCCGGGUAUCCCUUGUGCUACGCAGAUCUACACACUGCAUGUUCUUCGCUUUCCGCGACCUCUUGCGAAGUUGAACUGA